Molecule: messenger RNA, 1728 nt
Organism: Toxotes jaculatrix (banded archerfish)
Lineage: Eukaryota; Metazoa; Chordata; Actinopteri; Toxotidae
Gene: cbx8b
Product: chromobox homolog 8b
Exons: 5
Coding region: 88-1209 (373 amino acids)
Source: RefSeq, a predicted model, not a curated record
AUUCAGAGUGGCUGGGACUGGAGAAAAAUAUCUGCUCUGCUAACGUUAGCGUCCACGGAGCUAACGGUAGGUAGCACUGGAGUAAACAUGGAGCUGUCUGCCGUCGGGGAGAGGGUUUUCGCUGCCGAGUCUAUCAUCAAACGGAGGAUAAGGAAGGGUCGGAUUGAAUAUCUUGUGAAAUGGAAGGGCUGGUCUCCCAAAUACAGCACUUGGGAGCCAGAGGAGAAUAUUUUGGACUCCCGCCUGUUUGCCGCUUUUGAGCAGAGGGAGCGUGAAAGGGAGCUCUAUGGGCCCAAAAAGAGAGGACCAAAACCCAAGACAUUUCUGCUCAAGGCUCAGGCAAAAGUUAAAGCCAAAUCCUAUGAGUUCAGGAGUGAUGCAGUCCGAGGGAUGCACAUCAGCUACCCAACCCCAGAGCCGGUUGUCACCCCCAGGGCUAGAGAGGGCCUUAGAGCUGUUGUUCCCACCAUCUUCCCACCCAGUACUGUCAACCGUGGAGAAAGCGUACGUGUCCGACCACCAGAACUUAGCACCCGUGAUCACCAGCAGCCUUCCCUUCAGCAAAUUGGUCCAGGCGGUCUUAUCCACGUACCCAAAAAAAGAGGCCCGAAGCCUAAGCCCCGCUUCAAGGACAGCAGCUGCAGCCCUGUGGCCUCUGAGCCCCACAAGAGGAAAGCAGAGGAGCAGGUGAGCCACGGUCCUCACAAACUGGCCAAGUUCCAGGGGGCUGAAGACAUGAGGCUGUUCAAAGUGGCCCACCGACAUCCAGAGAGCCACGGUCACAGCCAUAAACACCACCAUCACCACCACCACCAUCACCAUCAUCAUCACCAACACAACAGGGAACUCUCCAGUGGAAGCUCCUACAAGCAGCUCUACUCAGACCGCAGCCUGCACCCGCACAGGACAGACAUGGACACACACAGGACUAAGGAAGGAUCCAGCUACUUGGCACCGGCACACUUCAAGCACCAGCCCAAAAUGAGCCAGAGCCUGAGUCGCCCGGCUGAACUUCCACUGAUGGAAAAGCCUUACUUCUUGGACAGGCCGUCUCCAGCCAGGCUCGAUGACGACUUGGAUGAAGUGUCGUGGAGGCCGUCUCUGGGCAGCGUGGAAAAGGUCCUGGUGACGGACGUGACCACCAACUUCCUGACCGUCACCAUCAAGGAGAGCAGCACCUCUAAAGGCUUCUUCAAAGACAAAAGAUGAUUGUUUCACUGCUUCUUUUUUUUUUUUAAAUGUCACACUGUUUUCUCUGACUUGCAUCAGAAUCUGAUGUUUAUAGGACAUAGUGUGAUUAUAAAACAAAGCCGUUUUUUUGUAUGUAAUGUAUAAAGGCAAAUUACAUAAUGUGCAUAUGUGUAUAUAUUAUAAAGUUGGACGUCUAUUUAAUGUAUUGACCAAAUCAAAUGAAGUCCAUUUUACUUCAUGCAUUGGUGAACGUGAACGAGUUGCAUGUUUCCUUUGCAGCAGCUGGCUACUUUCUGUACAGAGCUUGUUAAUUUUACUAUUUUGCAAAUAUAACUAACUAGAAUGUAUUUUUUUCACUCUCUUAUCCUUCAGCCUGAGCUCGUGCUAGUAAGUUUUGAGAAGUGAGGAGGCUUGGAUGUUCAAUCCGAUCUGUGGUUUGAAUAUUUCUCUAUAAUUUGAACUGAUUAGACUGAAGAUACCCAGUUCAUUUCAAUAAGGUAUAUAUUUAAAAAAAAAAAAACUCAAGCACUUUGAAUU